UGCUUCAUCUUAGAGAAUUGCGGCACAGCUAGAUAUUUAGGGUUUUCAAACCCUAAUCCUAUAAAUAACAUCUUCAGACCUUUCUUCUCCUCAACACCUCCAAUACUACCCAAAACGGACGGUGUCUGAAGUUACAUCAGAUGAUUUCUUCUAUAGUGGCUUGAUGAAGGAAGCGAGCACGGCAAAUUCUUUAGGGUUUGGCGUGCGAUUUGGUGAUGUGAAUAACUUCCCUGCGGUGAACACUCUUGGUCUUUCGGUAAACCGAGUCGACAUCGCUCCUGGUGGAAAUGUCCCACUUCAUUCACACCCACGAGCAAGUGAAGCUAAUUUUGUGCUAAAAGGAAAAGUUUUUGUUGGAUUCGUAAGUGGUAGUAAUGUUUUGUACUCGAAGGUUCUGAAAUCCGGUGAGAUGUUUAUUGUUCCUAAAGGACUUGUGCACGGACUUGUGCACUUCCUAAAGAACGUUGGAACGGGGAAGGCUGUCGUGAUAGCUGCUUUCAAUAGUCAACUUCCUGGAGCUGCACUACUUGCUAAUACUCUCUUUGCUUCAAACCCAAUAAUUCCUAAUGAUAUUCUGGCUAAGAACUUCCAAGUUGAUGAGAACAUUAUUGCUACCAUAAAAUCUAAGUUUAGUAACCAAACAAAAUAAGUAAAUCACCAGAUGUGGUUCUUCCUUAUGAACAGUAUUUGUAUCUGCUAUGUUUGUAAUAGUAAUAAGAGACUCAUCGUCCACUUGAUAAAUUCAUGAAUUGAAUUUCCUAAUUUGAGUUUCAA
Molecule: messenger RNA, 774 nt
Organism: Papaver somniferum (opium poppy)
Lineage: Eukaryota; Viridiplantae; Streptophyta; Magnoliopsida; Ranunculales; Papaveraceae
Product: germin-like protein subfamily T member 2
Exons: 2
Coding region: 164-649 (161 amino acids)
Cellular component (GO): cell wall
Molecular function (GO): manganese ion binding
Source: RefSeq, a predicted model, not a curated record